Messenger RNA from Pieris napi, 2206 nucleotides. Its product is annotated as facilitated trehalose transporter Tret1-like. The transcript has 4 exons. The coding region runs from base 170 to 1651 and encodes 493 amino acids. Lineage: Eukaryota; Metazoa; Arthropoda; Insecta; Lepidoptera; Pieridae. Gene Ontology annotation, molecular function: transmembrane transporter activity. Gene Ontology annotation, biological process: transmembrane transport. The record is from RefSeq and is a predicted model, not a curated record. Gene Ontology annotation, cellular component: membrane.
GCGAGCAACUCACGCGCAGUUGAUGUUACGACCACAGGGAAAUCAACCGUUGACACUUUCUCGUUCGAACUUUAAAACUAUCCAAAUAUCCAUAGACUAUUAUACAGUUCAACAUGGCAAAUUAAGUGCAUUAAAAUAUAAUUGAAUCCUGCACAUGUAGUCGAUUAAAAUGAAGACUUUUAUAAAACAGGCUUUCGUGGUAUCAGGUGCAGCGCUUAACAUCGUCGGUCAUGGCUGCGCUCACGGCUACCCAGCUGUGCUGUUUGCACAGUUAAUACGAGAUGGUGGACCUGUCACGUUGACUGACCAUGAUACUUCAUGGAUAGCAUCAUCAGUUGGCCUCAUGGGUAUAGUCGGUAACUUCAUAUCACCUGUCUUCAUGUCAAAACUUGGCAGACAGAAGUCACACUUCAUCUCAACAAUACCUGCUCUUCUUGGCUGGAUAAUCUUUAUAUUUGGAAAUACAGUCCCAAUGUUCCUCCUUGCAAGAUUUCUCCAUGGCCUUGCAUUAGGACUACGAACUCCGUUAGCCGCAAUUCUGGUAGCUGAGUAUACUGAACCAAGGUACAGAGGGGCAUUUUUGGGAACGUUCGCGAUUUCAUUAGGUCUCGGAAUUCUGCUAUCCCAUAUUUGGGGAGCCUAUUUGUCUUGGAAGAAUACAGCGAUUGUCUGUUCUAUGUUCCCAAUUAUAUCAAUGGUCAUCAUCAGUCUUUCUCCAGAAUCACCAUACUGGUUGGUUUCCAAAUCCAGGUUCGAAGAGGCUAAAAAGGCCUUUAAAUGGGUUCGCGGUGAUGGGGAGCAACAGAAUGAAGAAUUAGAAAAAAUGAUACAGACGCAAGAACGUGAACUGAACGAAAAUGGGAAUGGAAAGGAAAUUUAUAGAAGUUUUAGUAUUACGAGGUACGUGUUGAAUUCAUUCAAAAGUAUAAUGAAGAUCUUUAAGAAAAAAGAGUUCUUUAAGCCAUCGAUCGUCGCAAUCUGCAUGCUAAUAGUAUUUGAAUUUGGAGGUGCGCAUAUGCUGGCGGCCUAUGGAAAUGUCAUCCUUCAAGCAGUGUUAAACAAGGAGAACUUGACUGAUGUCACUUGGCAGUUCACUGUGAUUGAUUUCUUAAGAACAAUUUGUGCGUUCUUAGCGAUAUUCUUGCUGAAGAAUUUUAAACGAAGGACAAUUUUAUUCACAAGUGGUGUUAUGACAGUUUUGUCUCUGACAACAAUAUCAGUGUUUAUGUAUGCGAGAAAUUCUGGAUAUAUGAACCAGGCGUGGUUGGUUGAUGUGUUACCUAUGGUAUUAAUGAUAACGUAUACUUUCUCAUUUUGUAUAGGUAUUGUACCGUUAAACUGGGUCAUAUGUGGCGAAGUAUUUCCUUUAGCUUACAGAAGUUUAGGUUCAACGCUGUCUACGUCUUUUCUGACACCCGCCUUUGUGAUUUCUAUGAAGACAGCACCACAUUUAUAUUCGUCAAUAGGUGUAGAGGGUGCUUUUCUAGUCUAUUCCGCUACAUUAACAUUUUGUCUGUCGGUUAUGUACGUAUUGUUACCUGAAACAAAAGAUAGGACUUUGAUUGAAAUAGAGAAUACGUUUAAGGGUAUCAGUACAUCAGAUAAAGAAGUACAAUUAAGUUUAUUGGAAAAGCAAGUAAGUUCCGUGUAACGUACCUAUGUGAUAAACCCGAAUUUAUUAAUUAUUUCAGUAUUGAUAAUGUUUUAAGUUAGAUAUGCUAUUACUCAAGUGAACUGUGAUGGUUGCCCAAUGUCCUGUUUUGGUUGUGAUUAGGAAAAUGUAGUAUUUCGUGUUUGGAUAUUCCAUGUUAUGGAUUAAUGUAAUGCAAGAUGCAAAUAGGUAAUUUAUUACUGGCAGAAAAAUAUACAUUUUAUCAUGUUAUACUGUAAAUACAUAUUUAUGCAAUAAAAACACUUAAUGACUAUCGUUAUUUUGCAUGAAUUUCAAAUUAAAAACUGUCUUAUAGUAAACAUUUGGUUAAAUUUAAAAUAGAAGAUGUAUAUUUUACUUGUACUUCUAGUGGCAAUUUACGAAAAGUAUAAAAGUACGGAAUUGCUCGUAUAAUUUCAUCAGGCGUUUUAUAUUUUAAACUGUACUAUUUGUACACAUUAUUUAGCUCUAUUAUUAUAUGAUGAUACACAAACUCUGCCUAUUAUUAUAUUUAAAUUAAGUUUCUAAUAAAUGUGUCAAGUUUUUAUUAAAUUA